Kogia breviceps (pygmy sperm whale) is the source of this 1652-nucleotide messenger RNA. The record is from RefSeq and is a predicted model, not a curated record. NCBI's taxonomy places the organism in Eukaryota, Metazoa, Chordata, Mammalia, Artiodactyla, Physeteridae.
GGCUUCCCAGGGAAGGCCAGGGAGCCAUGGGGAGGGGUGGGCCUGCCUGUGCAGCCCCUCCUCCCUUUUGCCCUGCCCGGAGAGAGAGGGAUAAAGGAGCACCAGAGCAGCCCUGCCUGAUUCUCAUUAGGGGCCACAGCUGGGAUGGACCCUGCGGAGCCAGAUGGCGGCAGCAGAGGCGGAGAGAGCAGGCCCCGCUCCCAGCGGCCACACAGGAACUUUGACCGAGGUGCCUGUCACUGGGGGUCCAGCCGCUGCUUCGCUCAGGACCGGAAGGCAUCCCAGGUCUGCAGAUAUUUCCAGCGAGGCUUCUGCUUCCACGGAGAUGGAUGCAGCUACCGGCACCUGCAGCCUCCCCUCCACCCUGAGUGGGGCCGCCGCCAUUCGGAGCCACACAUCACCCUGUCAGGCCCCCCCCAGGGACUGACCCGCAGGGGCUCCGAACCCUCCUACCUGCCCUCUGUGACUGUCGGAUGCGGUUGGGCCAGGGCCUACCAGGGCAUGAAGCCUGGCCUGGAGGAGUUGUUCAGCAAGGCUGAGGACAUUGGUGGCAGCUCCUGGAAGUCCCUGUCCCUGUCAUGUGAGUCAUCAGGGGGUACUGCAGCUGCCGAUGGUGAUCACAGCUACUUCCCGAAGUCUCGGCCUAUGUCAGACCCUGUCCAGGAGCUCCUGGCCCCACUUCAGAACCUGGACAUUGAGGUGCAGCAGAGGGUGCAGGACAGUCGGGACAUCGUGUGUGGCAUCUGCAUGGACAAGGUGUGGGAGAAGCCAGAGGCCCAGCGGAUUUUUGGCAUCCUGCCCAACUGCAGCCACCCCCACUGCCUGGGCUGCCUGCGCACCUGGCGGAAGAGCCGAGGGGACUUCCCGCUGGGUGUCAUCAAGGCCUGUCCUCAGUGCCGUGUCCCUUCCAGCUACAUCAUCCCCUGCAAAUUCUGGGUGAGCAAGGGGCCUAAGAAGGAACAACUCAUCAGGAACUUCAAGGCUCGGACCAGCCAGAUUCGAUGCCGGUUCUUUAUGAGGGGGAAUGGCCGCUGCCCCUUCAAGUCGGACUGCAUUUACCUGCACCAGCUCCCAGAUAAGGCCCCGACUUCUGAUCCUCCCUGGCCCGGGAGUAUGCAGCUGGCCUCUGUGGUGGGCAAAACAGCGUUCCUAGGGGGCACCGAGCCAGAGGAGGAGGUGUUCUUCAUGGACUGUGCCCUGACCAUGGCCUUCUGGGGUUCAGAACUCCUCCUGGAUCCCAACAGUUCUUACCACUGCCUCCUGUAACCAGGAUCAACGUGUGGGGGGAUGGGGCUGAGGGGCAGGGGUUGCCAGGUGGUAGGUCUUUUCCCUUUGGAGCUUGGUGGGGGACAAAAGUAGCAAGUGCCCCACCCCCAUGAACUGCAGCAGUGACACAGCUGGGGAACAUGGGGGCGGGGAUGGCUCUCGGGAAAGAGGAAGGAUUCUCACCCUCUUGCCAGGGAUUUGGUUUUUAGCUUUACUCUUUUGUAGAAGGAUUCUGAAAGAAAACCAAUAAAGUGCACCUAAACCAUCACUGCUGGUGUCUGAAGAGCGUCUGCUUAUAGCCUAGGUGCACCCUCACCCCUACCUCCACCAAGGGUUUCUUCUGCAUUUAAUCUGUUGCAAUAUCACCUGUCACUCAGCCUUUGGAA